This is a messenger RNA of Nicrophorus vespilloides, 2568 nucleotides long. RefSeq lists its product as uncharacterized. Bases 79 to 2472 code for a protein of 797 amino acids. The transcript is spliced from 6 exons. Lineage: Eukaryota; Metazoa; Arthropoda; Insecta; Coleoptera; Silphidae. The record is from RefSeq and is a predicted model, not a curated record.
AGUAAACUAUAAAUUGUUGAUUAUUAUAUAUUAAAACUGCUGCAAACUUAAAGAAAAGCGUGUUUAUUUCCUGCAAUCAUGGAACUGAUGGAAGAUGGGAAUUUGAUGGACAAAGUCCUGAUUCUUAUACAAAGAGACAUGGAAUAUUACAAUAAAAAGCAAACUGUUUUGCAAGAAAUUAUAUGUCCUGGUAUAGUUGGAGGUCGCUUGGAUUUUCCUCGAUCGGCGUCUUUCGCUGCAGUGAAGUUGGUAUUAUGGUGGGAGGAGGAAUUCUUGGCCGCUUAUAGGAGAGGAUCUGGUUUCAUGCAAGGAGAAGUUGGUAAGACGGAGAGCAGCUUAACGACGACCGGUGGAUGCGGAGGUAUCGUGAAAGCUUCGGAUCCAUCGAAGUUUAUAACUUUGAUCACUAAAUCUUCGGACGAACUGCUGGGACAUUUGCAUGUACUCACUCAAGAAGCUUUGGAUCAUGCGGAUUUGACAGUAUUAACUGGGACUAUUGGAGCGGCCGCUUUACUAAAGAAUUGCCUAUGGUGUUACGCACAGAACACCGAGAAUCCUAAACUAGAAGAUGGUGACAAACUGCUUAAAUGCCAGAAGAAGUACCAGGAUAUGGGUGAAGCUCUGGCGGAAAGAUUGCUUGAUCUUCAUUGCAGAUUACUAUCGCUCUAUAUAUUGCAAGAUUCUGAUUCUUUGGAUUGGGAGAAUCAGAAGGCGUUUUGCGAGAACGAAAGAGGCUCGUAUGUUGUGCAAAUGUGGUGGUUGUACAUGCAAGGUACUAAGGAGGAUCUAUGGAAUACUGUCCCACCGAAGAUGGCGCAGAGGGUGUUUUCAGGAAUGCUUAACGAGUCUUUGACGAUUUUGACAGUUCGUUAUUCUCAAGCCAGACCAUCUGAGUAUAGAACUCCUCUUCACACCACCGAUAUUUCGAAUUUGUUGCUGUGCGUUUACAAAUUAUUGCCAUCCAUAUGCAACAGUCGCGAAGAACUUAUGGGGAUGCAUUUGAAUUCGCAGUCAAAAAUUUUGCGAGACGUCCACUCCAAGUGCCAGGAACUAUUGACUUGCCUAAUCUUGAGAGGAUCACCUUUAGAAUCUUUAUACAAGGUAUUCAGUAAGGGACUGGAUAAAGUAUCGAUAUUUAAACCGAGACGAAGCGGAGAACCAUGUCCAUGGUUUGUGUUUGCAGCCCGCGGUCUAUUCCCGGAUUACAGCAAAUGGGAUGAACUGCCGGAAGCGACGGAACUGAUCUUGGAGCUUACCGUCCUAUUAUCACAGCCGCAACCCAAUUGGGCGCAACUCUUGAAAGUCCUUUUAAUGAAAAACUGUAAAAUCUAUUUGCUGUUGUUGACCUGCUCGAUUGCCGAACACUCAAAAUCGAGUUUGAAUCUGCAAACGGACAAGAGCGGCAAGGAGAAAUGCAAUGGUUUCCUGUGUUCGGGCGACGGCACCUGCCGGAACGUCGACACGACUGCGAAUUAUUUGACGGCAACACAUUAUUAUGACCUGAUUUACUCGUUGUCGCACGUAGUACUUUAUUGCGGAAACUUGGGCGACUUUGAGAGGGUGUUAAUGAAGGCGAUAACAGGUCAAGAGAAUUGGUUUCAGUGCUUCGAGCGGCGACAGGUAUGGAAUCAGAUCCGGCCCGCUUGGUAUCUGUCCAUUACCGAUCUAAUACAGCCGCACUUGUCCCCGAUAAUUGGCACUGUGUUGUCGGCCAUGGAGACGGGCGCCAGUAUGUACCAAGCCUGUUCCAUCGUGCUUCAAUCCUUUGUGCAAAUCUGGCAGUGCCUCCAUCCAGCGUUCACACGGAUCACUCAGCUGCUACAGGAUUUAUUGCCGACCUCUGUGACUCCACUCGGGGAUUCGGUUUUAUUGCAUUUAUUGAUUAGCGCAUUGUAUUCGGAGCUGUUGAAGAUGAAGGAGGAACAAGCCAUGGGCUUAGGGGAGGCUUUGUGUGGAGUGGACGAAGACAACAAGCACACGAAAGAGAUACAAGAGCUCUUGGAGGAGGCUACAAAUUGCAUGGAGUACGAGCCCGAUACGAAGGGUUGCAAAAGGGUGGAGGACAAUUUGCAAAUCCUCGAGAUCCUGGUCAGCGAUAUCUUAAUGACGGAUUGUGGAAAGAGAAGUCUGAAGGUAAUUCAACAUUUCGUUAAAAAUAACAGCGAUUGGUUAUUGAUGAAGCUCAGAGGCGGAGACACGGACGGAGCGAAUCUCCCGAAUGUUGUUAACCGAAGAGACCAACCUCUGCUCCAUUUAAUGUUCUUUAUUGGAGAUACUCCAUUCGAUCAGAUGAUGGUGGGUGAAUGGAAGGUAAAUUGGUUGGACCUAUUCGGCGUACCCAUGGGAUUAAGCAAGGAUAGAGUCUUCGCCCAAAUCACAUCUAGAUGGGAGUUCCUGGACUCGCAGUUUCCAAGCACUAGGAGACAAGGAUACAUCGUUCCGCAUAUCUCAUCUUUGUUCAAACAAACUUAGUUUGAUAAUUGUUAAACCAAUAAUGCUUUUAAAUGGGGAUUGAUCCCAAGAAAUAAGUACAUUCAGCUUAAAAUAAAACACUUCUCUUGAAACAAA